Molecule: messenger RNA, 1466 nt
Organism: Papilio machaon (common yellow swallowtail)
Lineage: Eukaryota; Metazoa; Arthropoda; Insecta; Lepidoptera; Papilionidae
Gene: Pbp49
Product: snRNA-activating protein complex subunit 3
Exons: 6
Coding region: 138-1466 (442 amino acids)
Biological process (GO): snRNA transcription by RNA polymerase III; snRNA transcription by RNA polymerase II
Cellular component (GO): snRNA-activating protein complex
Molecular function (GO): RNA polymerase II cis-regulatory region sequence-specific DNA binding; core promoter sequence-specific DNA binding; bent DNA binding
Source: RefSeq, a predicted model, not a curated record
CUCCAUCGUUAUCAUUAUUGUUGUUUAACCCGUUAGCCAAUUUAUAUAUUUAUUGUAGUUUGACUGUAAUUAUAAUUAUUUUUUAAACAAAAUUUUCGUUGUGGUUCUGCUUUCUCCAGCUGAGUGUAGCACAAGAAAUGGAAGGUGAAGAAAAAUCGUUUACUAUAUUAAAGUGCCCUAUAACUGUACCUGUCUCAUUAGAUGCUACUCAGAACUCGAAUCAUAGUAAAAUGACCCAAGAUGAAGUCAAAGAAGUUAAUAUGUACGCGCCAGAUAUAGGGCCAAAAUUUUAUCCAGUCAAAGGCAAUGUGGUGACAGCACCAAUAAUUACGAAGAAUCUUCCAGAAGCAUUUAGUUCCCUACCUAUUUGUGGGCGUCCUGAAUCGAAAGAUCUCUUAGAGCAGUAUCAAGAUCAGAAGAUCAGAGAUUACGUUGGAGGUGGAUUGAGUGAAGAAGAAUUUGGCAAGCUUGCCAAAUACUGCAGUCCCAAUCAUCUAAGAACUGGUAAGGAACUUACAAUGGACACAAAUGUCCCAGCAUUAGGUAUUCUGCCUCCUAAAAAAGAUGAUAAAGUUUAUGAAGAGGGUAACCAACUUAAUAUUGUCAACAAGUUUAAGUUACGUGUGGAGAAAGACAAGACAAACUUGUUUGUGAAGAAGUUGAAGUACAGGGGGAUGAGAUUGCUGCCACUUACAACUGAGGAUGAGGAUGAUGCAGAGAAAAAUGGAACCCCACUUGAACCAGGCAAAGACAUACUGUACAGAGUGCGCUUUUAUAGACCUUUUAUGUGUGGCAAAGAAAGAAAUAACUCCCGUCACUCAGUGUUCACAUGUGACGUGGUGUUGUGUGGUGAGAGCCGGCUGUCGGCGCUGCGCGAGCGCAUCGUGUGCGCCAAUGACGUGGACGUGCGCGUCGACGUCUCCGCAAACCCCACAGACUUGCCGCACACCACCGCCAAGGAAUUGUUUCCAUCGGGGUUCAUGUUCAUAAACAAUGUAUUCUACGUGGACUCACGCGAGGGCCGCGUGGACUACACGGAGCCCAUCCGCACGUGGGCGCUGCGCCGCGGUAUGGGCGACUUCCCCAAGCUGGACAUGCACCUCGUGCGCCUUCAGGACCUCGUCAUACGUCUCGGACAUCCAGAGGUGUACAUCCACCAGGGCAACUGCGAGCACCUGUUCACGUUCUCCGAGGUGCGGCUGCUGGGUCCGCGGGAGCUGGUGAUGGCGCACCAGCUGCCCCGACACACGGCAGUGCUGCAGCACCAGACCGUGUACUGCACCACCUGCGCGGAGUUCGGCGCCAAGUGGGUGGUGGUCGGAUGUCCUCGGGUGCCCUUCGAUCCCGCCUUCUUCUGUGACACCUGCUUCAUGUUGUAUCUCUACAUCGACGGCAAGAAGAUAGGACAAUUCAAGGCGUAUUCUUAUAGAGGCAACGAGAUAAAUACUUUGAAACCGCUCGGUUAA